This is a messenger RNA of Penicillium macrosclerotiorum, 1095 nucleotides long. Its product is annotated as DUF1295 domain protein. Gene Ontology annotation, cellular component: membrane. The coding region runs from base 1 to 1095 and encodes 364 amino acids. The record is from RefSeq and is a predicted model, not a curated record. The transcript has 2 exons. NCBI's taxonomy places the organism in Eukaryota, Fungi, Ascomycota, Eurotiomycetes, Eurotiales, Aspergillaceae.
AUGACCUCUCUUCCGCUUCCCCGUGUGGAGUCUCUGGCGGACUGUACCUCCUUCAAGCUGACUGUUCUGCCCUACCUCCAGCAGCUGCAAUGGCUGCCCGCCAGCUUGCGCGAAGCUGGUCAGGAUCUGACUAGCUUGAAGGAGAUUUAUCUCGCUGUCAACCCCUUUGUAUCCGCGCUCGCACUAUGCUCCGUCUUGGCUGGUCUGUUCUUCUUGGCCAGCGAGCUCAACCGGAACUUUUCGCAGGUAGACCGAUUCUGGAGCAUCUUGCCUGCUGUCUAUAAUGUCCACUUCGCCACCUGGGCGCGCUUGUCUGGCAUUCGAACCCAAUCCUUGGAUACGAUCGCUGUUAUUAGCAUCAUUUGGAGUGCUCGCUUGACUUUUAACUAUUGGCGUCGAGGUGGCUAUAAAAUUGGAUCUGAAGAUUACCGCUGGGAGAUCGUCCGCGAGAAGGUGAACAACACGUUCCUCUUCACGAUCUUCAACUUCGUCUUUAUUUCCGUGAUUCAGUCGCUUCUGCUUCUUCUCAUUACCGCCCCAACGUACACCUUUGUGAUCGCCGCAUACAACCAGGAGGCCGAAAUUUUCGGUCUGCCUGACCUGGCUUUCUCGCGUGCUGCGCUCUUCCUCAUUGUCAUCGAGUACUUUGCCGAUCAGCAGCAGUGGAAUUUCCAGACCGCGAAACAUGAGUAUCAGACGAAUGCGCGCAUUUCCGAGCCUUUCAAGGACCAAUACACCCCUGAAGACCUGGAGCGUGGCUUCGUCGUUAGCGGCCUUUGGUCCUGGUCGCGCCACCCCAAUUUUCUUGCUGAGCAGGCUGUUUGGUUGACCCUCUACGCAUGGGCGGCCUACCGCACCGAAACCUACGCCUCCUGGGUGGGACUUGGCCUGGUCGGCUUGCUGCUCAUUUUCCAGGGCAGUGUUCGCCUGACUGAGGCCAUCAGCGCUGGCAAAUAUCCCGAGUAUAGCGAGUACCAGGCCCGUGUGGGCCGAUUUAUCCCCCGCCUGUCUGUCGAGGCUAAGAAGAGCAAGUCCAGUGGUAAGAAGGUUACCUCCUCCAAGACCGAGGAGGCAGACUCUAAGAAGAGUCAAUAG